AAACAGCAUGCCAGCCCGAGCCCAUCCUAAACUACAACAAAGUGACACUAAAGCCUAAUGGGUAAUUAAUAAAAGGGAAGAAAAAAAAAGUUUAGCUAGGUUCAACUUUGACAGGAAAAUAAGCCAUUACUGUUUACUAGCAAUCAAUCAGAAAUAUACUGAUUGAUAUUGUAAUUUGCAAAUAGUAAAUUAGUUGUAAGAAUGCAAGGACAGACUAGCCUAUUGUCUAACUUAAAGCCUGCGUCCGACUAAAACAAAAAUAAAGAAGAAAAGCUUUAUCCUCUUGAUAAGACUUAUCAACAUCAGCCAAAUUUUUCAUUCGGUGACACUUUCUGGGAAAUGGAGGGGCUUCCGUUGCAAACCAUGUUCAAUUUCCUUUCAGUUGUCCAAUCUUCAAGCAAUAAGAGAAGUAGAGAUGCUAUGACAAUGAACUUGGAUGACAAUUUUACUUCACUACAUGUAAAAAGAAUGCCAAGGAGGGUGAUAUUGAAGUGUAUUGGGUUGAACACAGUUCUGCUAUGUAUUAGUAAUAAUCCUGUUCUUGCUGCCCCAAUGCCAGGGAUGGAAGAACCUGAAAUUAUUCGGACAUUGAAGUUUGAUAAUGGGGUGAGAAUUCGAGAAAUUGUUGAUGGAAAAGGUCAAGAAGCUCAUGAAGGAGAUGUAGUUGAAGUAAAUUAUGUAUGCCGCCGCUCAAAUGGCUAUUUUGUUCACAGCACAGUGGAUCAAUUCAGUGGGGAAAGCUCACCUGUCAUACUUCCUUUGGAUGAGAAUAGGAUCAUUAAAGGCCUGAAAGAAGUCAUAAUUGGCAUGAAGGUUGGAGGCAAGAGAAGAGCAUUGAUACCACCUUCUGUUGGAUACAUAAAUGAAAACUUGCAACCAGUCCCUGACGAGUUUGGCCCUCGACGAAGCCUCCUCUCUCAUGCAAAGGAGCCCUUGAUAUUCGAGGUGCAGCUCCUGAAAGUUCUUUGAGUUUUCCUGUGUGCACAUACUUAUGAAAAUUGUAUCUUUACUUUCACUACUUUUGUAAACAUGUAAACAAGAGCCAGGCAAUGGAUAUUCAUAUAGCUACUUAAUUCUUGAGAUUAAGAUUUAGUUAAGUUGUUGGAAACCCUUCAUUUGUUCCAUACAUGUUUAUAAAAUUCUGUGAUGAUAUAGAUAACAAUAUUGAUUCGUAAA
Molecule: messenger RNA, 1176 nt
Organism: Ricinus communis (castor bean)
Lineage: Eukaryota; Viridiplantae; Streptophyta; Magnoliopsida; Malpighiales; Euphorbiaceae
Product: peptidyl-prolyl cis-trans isomerase FKBP16-1, chloroplastic
Exons: 8
Coding region: 340-969 (209 amino acids)
Molecular function (GO): peptidyl-prolyl cis-trans isomerase activity
Source: RefSeq, a predicted model, not a curated record